CUAUAUUAAUAUCCCUUUAUCACAGAUCAUAGAUAGGACGUGUCUGUUUCCUUAUCAAUUAUGGUCCAUCACUAGCUUUCAUAUUUCAACUUCAACCCUCUUAUGUGUACCUAAACAAUUGUCAGUUCAAAUGUAUGAGGUAGUUCCUCGAUAUUGCUAUUUUGUUAAAAGUUCUCUAUGGAAAAGUGUUAUACAACAAACAAAUGAUGAGAGGGCCAAAGCACAAGGUGUUACAGUGCUUCAGAAUUCACAUCAGCAACAAGGAAACAAGAAUGUUGAAAGUGGGCGCACACAGAAUGCGGUCAACACUGGGUUAACUAAAGCAAUGACAACAAUGGAUGAAUUCAAGUGUGGAUUUCCAUCAGAAGGGUUAUCAACCACUUCAAAUAAAUGGUGGGGGAAUAGUGAUCGUGGUGAUUGUGCCGGCGCCAACGCGAAUGGAGCCAAGAAUCAGGUUGAAGAGAAAGCAGUGGAAGCAGAUAAGGUGGCACAUGAAACUGGAAAAGCUGAAAAUAAUGAAACUCCUCAUGGUUCAUCCUUAAUGAGAGGUGUGAGGAAAAGAGCUGUUGAAGAAGGAAGAGAAGCAUUGAAGUUGGGGGUUUUUCGAGGCUAUGGUGCAAACAAGCUAAGCAAAAGGGAGAAAAUAUUGCUUUACAAAAUAUUCGGAUCAUCAUUGCCAAGGUCAUCAUGGAUGGAUACAUGAUUGGUAGUUUAGAAAAUGUAGCUCAAUUAUUUUGCAUUGAAUACCUGACAACUUAAUGAGAGUUACUUCUUUUUUAUGGUUUUUAAUGGUUUUAUUACUGAUAGUUCAAUGGGCAUUUGACACUCUUGUUAACUUCCUGAUAUCUCUUUAAUGAGAUGGCUGCUGAUAUAGUUCAAUGAGAGAAGAGGACCAAUUAGAUAAAGAA
This is a messenger RNA of Cajanus cajan (pigeon pea), 908 nucleotides long. Lineage: Eukaryota; Viridiplantae; Streptophyta; Magnoliopsida; Fabales; Fabaceae. The record is from RefSeq and is a predicted model, not a curated record.